Messenger RNA from Coniosporium apollinis CBS 100218, 1362 nucleotides. RefSeq lists its product as uncharacterized. Bases 1 to 1362 code for a protein of 453 amino acids. The record is from RefSeq and is a predicted model, not a curated record. Gene Ontology annotation, molecular function: mannan endo-1,6-alpha-mannosidase activity. The transcript is spliced from 3 exons. Lineage: Eukaryota; Fungi; Ascomycota; Dothideomycetes. Gene Ontology annotation, biological process: fungal-type cell wall biogenesis; carbohydrate catabolic process.
AUGCGGCUACUCCGCUCCGCGUCUAGCGCGGCCUGUGCACUCUUGCUGGGAGCGUCCAGCGUGCAGGCCCUAGAGGUCGACCUUACCAGUGCUGAAUCGAUCAAACAAGCAGCAAGCACACUCGCUUAUGGCAUGGUGAAGUACUACACGGGCAACAACACAGGCGACGUGCCCGGCAACCUACCGGCCCCUUACUACUGGUGGGAGGCUGGCGCAAUGUUCGGAGCCCUCAUAGACUACUGGUACUACACCGGCGACACAACCUACAACGAGAUCACCACACAAGCCAUGCUCCACCAGGUCGGACCGAAUGUCGACUACAUGCCUCCCAAUCAGUCCCGUACGUUGGGCAACGAUGAUCAAGCUUUCUGGGGCAUGGCCGCUUUGUCUGCUGCCGAAGCCAAAUUCCCAAACCCCCCGGAGGAUGAGCCGCAAUGGCUCGAGCUUGCCAUGGCAGUCUUCAAUACGCAGGCGCCGCGCUGGGACAAUCAGACGUGCGGGGGUGGGCUGAAGUGGCAGAUCUUCACGUUCAACAACGGAUACAACUACAAGAAUACGAUUUCCAACGGAUGUUUCUUCAACAUGGCCGCGCGACUAGCAAGAUAUACUGGCAACACGACAUACUCGGACUGGGCGGAGCGGAUGUGGGACUGGACGGCCACCAUUGGCUUGAUGAGCCCGCAGUACUAUUUCUAUGACGGCACCGAUGACACUAUCAACUGCACAGAGGUCAAUCACAUCCAGUGGAGUUACAAUGCUGGAGUGUAUCUCUACGGCGCGGCGGUCAUGUGGAAUAUUACCCAGGAGGAGAAAUGGCGUGUCCGCACCCAAGGCAUUCUCGACGGUAUAGAGCCUAUAUUCUUCCACCCCGAGGUGGAAAACGUGAUGUUCGAAGUCGCCUGCGAGCCCAACGGCAAAUGUAACGUCGACCAAAAAUCCUUCAAAGCCUACCUCUCGCGCUGGAUGGCUGCGUCCACGAAAGUCGCGCCCUGGUGCCACGACUGGGUCAUGAACAAGCUACGGAUUUCCGCAACAGCAGCGGCCAGGAUCUGCACCGGCGGCCCCGACGGGAAACAGUGCGGCUUGAAAUGGUACACUGGCGAGUUCGAUGGCAAUCUGGGCGUCGGGGAGCAGAUGAGCGUGCUGGAGGUUGUGCAGAGCAAUCUUAUCGACCUGGUUGAGGGGCCGGUCACCAAUACGACCGGAGGUAUUUCGAAGGGAGACUAUACAGCGGGCAGCCAGAGCGAUUCAACGCCGUUGACGUUUGACACGAUCACGACGGGUGACAAGGUGGGCGCGGGUUUCUUGACGGCAAUUGUCUUGCUUGGCAUCGUCGGUGGCGCUUGGUGGAUGGUUGCAUAG